AUGAAACUACUUGGUGCAUUCAAGGAGCUGGGGUUCACACCAACAAAGUCGGAUACUUCUCUCUUUAAGAGAAUCACUACAAAGUCAAGAGUCUAUGCCCUUGUAUAUGUUGAUGAUAUCAUCACAGGUGAUUCAGCUAGUGAAAUUAACAAUGUGAUAAGUUUGCUUAAUGAUAGAUUUGCACUAAAGGACUUGGGAAAGAUUCACUAUUUCCUAGAAAUUCAGGUCACUAGAACAAAUGAUGGUGGUCUCUUGCUCUCUCAAGGAAAGUAUCUCAAUGAUGUGCUUCAAAAAGGAGGGAUGCAAGGCUGUAAAUCCCAAGCUACUCCUCUACCCUCUACUCUAAAGCUCACAGCAAAGGGUGGUAGUACGUUUGAGGACCCAAAACUCUAUAGAAGUGUAGUUGGUAGCCUCCAAUAUCUCACAGUUAUAAGGCCAGAGAUUGCUUACUGUGUCAAUCGAACUGUUGUGGCCCAUUCUAGUACAGAGGCCGAGUAUCGUUCAAUAGCAGUGGCUAUCACUGAUAUAAUGUGGAUUCAAAAUCUUCUAACCGAGCUUGCAUGUCCUUUAUCAACAAUUCCUCAAGUGUAUUGUGAUAACCUCAAUGCAAUUUUAUUGGUAGCAAAUCCGAUUCUGCACUCAAAGUUGAAGCACUUUAAGCUAGAUUUGCAUUUUAUACAAGAUUAUGUUGAGAAGAAGUCUAUUCAUGUACCUGAACGUCUUCUAUCAUCAAAACUGUAUAAGAAAUUUGGACAAGUGCAGGCCUACCAUGCUUUUGACGUGAAUUUGUUUUGGUGGCCAUUUGUCCGGCUGGGACAUCAAUUCGAAUUGGAGUAUUUUCAGCUGUUCACAUUGCCUUGA
Molecule: messenger RNA, 861 nt
Organism: Arachis ipaensis
Lineage: Eukaryota; Viridiplantae; Streptophyta; Magnoliopsida; Fabales; Fabaceae
Source: RefSeq, a predicted model, not a curated record